UCCUCAUAUAAAGCUGGCUGCUCUUCAGUUGAUAGCAUUCAGCUAUCACAGCUCCAAUCACUAAGCUCUAAACAUCUGCCAGAAUCCAUUUACCAGGAUGAAGAAGCUCAUCAUUGAUGUGGAUGCUGGGGUGGAUGAUGCUAUUGCCAUCAUGAUGGCCCUCUCCACACCUGAUGUGGAAGUUUUGGGGAUCACCUGCUGCUAUGGCAACACGUCUGUGGAGAAUGUCCUCAGAAAUGUCCUUCGUGUCCUGAAAGUCUGCGACAGGCUGGAUAUUCCAGUGUACCGUGGCUGCUCAAAGCCUUUGGUGGACCAUGAAAACCAUGCAGAUAAUUUCUUUGGAUCAGACGGGUUUGGGGACGUUCCAGAUCCACACGCACCAAGCCUGGAUCUGGUGCAGCAGAAAAAAGCCAAACAGGCCAUUGUUGACCUUGUGAACGCAAAUGAUAAAGAGGUGAUCCUCAUAUCCACUGCCCCCCUCAUGAACCUGGCUGCAGCAGUGCAGUUGGACCCUUCCUUGCCUAAAAAGCUUAAGGCGCUCUACAUCAUGGGGGGAACCAUUGAAGCCAGGGGUAACAUCACAAUAUGUGGAGAGUUUAACUUUGUGUGUGACCCAGAGGCUGCUUACAUCGUGUUGGACCGCUACACAUGCCCAACCUACAUCGCUACCUGGGAGUUCACCUGCUGGAACUGCCUGCCAUGGUCUUUCUGUGACACCUGCAUUAUGCUUUCUGAGGGACAACAGUGUGGGCGGUUGGCGAAUUCAGCUUACUUAGCCGAGGUGCCUCUGACCUCCAGAGCCUCCGACAUUUCUGCAUUUGUCACACCCGACCAUUUCAUGCAGUACACCGUGAUGGCGUUUGGCAUGAAAAAUGCUCUGGCCUCAUUUCAGCGUUUAAUGCAGCUGGUGUUGGGGGAUGUGCCUCAGUGUAAUUUGUGCUUGGAUGAUGUAGUGAUAUACACGGACACGUGGGAAGAGCAUGUGGCCAUCUUACAAUCAAUGUUUCAGCGAUUGGCCGAAGCCUCGUUAACUCUAAAUCUCGCUAAGUGCGAGUUUGCCAAAGCGACAGUCACGUACCUGGGAAAGCAGGUGGGUUUUGGGCAGGUUCGCCCGGUGGAGGUAAAAGUCGAGGCUGUCCUCAGCUACCCGGCCCCAACCACUAGGCGGGAGCUAAAGCGGUUCUUGGGCAUGACUGGAUACAAUCGCUGUUUUUGCAAGAACUUUGCAGGAGUUGUGGCCCCUUUGACGAAGCUAUGUAGCCCCCAAAUCCCUUUUGAGUG
Molecule: messenger RNA, 1281 nt
Organism: Haplochromis burtoni (Burton's mouthbrooder)
Lineage: Eukaryota; Metazoa; Chordata; Actinopteri; Cichliformes; Cichlidae
Exons: 7
Molecular function (GO): hydrolase activity, hydrolyzing N-glycosyl compounds
Source: RefSeq, a predicted model, not a curated record